GUUUUUGUGAAACUUGGCAUGCUAAUAAUAUGCACAAACUGUUGAAAAACCUAAACAUAAAAUUGUCCAUGUUGAAUUGCCAAUAAAUAAGUGAUGCUUAAAAAUAAAAAUGUCAAUGCUAGCUAUUGAAGACUUCAUUCCACGUCAGUUCUGGGGCCCCCGUGAGCCAGGUUACCCUCUGCGUAUCCAAGCCCCAGUUCCUUAUGUGUUUGUCGGCUACGUACGCAAGAACUAUCUCGGACCUCAGGCAAAACGUUCUCCUGGGCCUGAUCCGGACCAACUCGGCUGUUGUCAAGAACUGUGCUAUAUUCUCAAUGGAGAGUAUAACAAUAAGUUGCCAGACAUUCGGUUCAAUUUCAUGAUAUGCGGUAGCAGUUCCCCUGAGAUCUACGAGGGCCGAGGAUGGACACGCCAGCCGACUCUGCCUCUCAAGUACCAGCGACUCAACAGCAAGUCUUGGUACAUCGGCAUCAUUGGCGACUAUUCCGAAACUGAUGCACCCCCGGCUGUAUUCGAGAGAAUUGACACCCUUUUAUCGUAUGCUAUGGAAAAUGACUACUUGACAAAACAAUAUACCAGGGUGGACCUAGCUAACCCCUUCAAGAGAAAAGAAAGAGAAAUUGUCCCACAGAAUUAUAUCAGCAGUAUAUAUUUAUAAGUUGGUAUUAUUUACU
Macrosteles quadrilineatus (aster leafhopper) is the source of this 674-nucleotide messenger RNA. RefSeq lists its product as uncharacterized. The transcript has 4 exons. Gene Ontology annotation, biological process: peptidoglycan catabolic process. Gene Ontology annotation, molecular function: N-acetylmuramoyl-L-alanine amidase activity; zinc ion binding. Lineage: Eukaryota; Metazoa; Arthropoda; Insecta; Hemiptera; Cicadellidae. Bases 110 to 658 code for a protein of 182 amino acids. The record is from RefSeq and is a predicted model, not a curated record.